Angiostrongylus costaricensis is the source of this 903-nucleotide messenger RNA. The record is from the annotation of a GenBank genome assembly. NCBI's taxonomy places the organism in Eukaryota, Metazoa, Nematoda, Chromadorea, Rhabditida, Metastrongylidae.
AUGUUGUCUCGUGAUUUAAAAUCCAUUCCAGAUCUGAUCGACGCAAAACGUGGAGUCUGUCGCAUUCUUGAGGGAGCUGUUCACUGUUUUAAGACAGUACUAGACGUUUUAUAUGACAUUGGUGCAUUCGGCUCCUUAUUUAAUGCGAAAAGGACUCAAAUGAAUGCUGUCGCCGAUGUUUUGAGGAGUAAGAAAUUGGUGGAUCCCAACUCAAUUCAGCAACUGGUAUCCUCCAACGUACCUAUACUGAAAUUUCGCAGCUGUGAUGGUGUUAAUGUCGAUCUCCAGUUCAACAAUAUUCCCUCCAUUCGCUCUUCACUCUUUGUAAGGGCCUGUGUUGAGUUCAGCAUGAUCGUUCCAAUUAAUAUACAUUGGAUAAAUGCGUUUUUCAAAGCUGCUGGAUUAAAAGAUAGUCGUCAUGGUCUUUUCUCUUCGUACCAUUUAAAUAUGUUGGCUCUCCAUUUUCUCCAGGCUACUCCCUUGCCUUUGUUGCCUGAUAUGAUUUCUUCAUGUCCAUAUCUGCAGCCAACGGUACCAUGGCAAAAUGUCGCAGAACGCUUGACUACAGAGGCUUCUUGUAUCAUUACAGCAGAAGUCCCAAUUUUGACGUCGGUUUUCUUAGCUGCCAAAGACAACCUUCAUUCACGACAAAAAAAGGAGUAUCAGUUCGCUCAUACCAGUCAUCAGUGGGGAUUUUCGUCAGCAGCUUUGUGGAAAUCUGCGGUUUUCGGUGACGUUUUGACAUUUUGGACUCCAGAGAAACCAGCAUUCAACGAUAUUCAUGACGAAAAGGAAGUACUCAAGCAGCAGCCGAACUCACUCUCAGAAAAUUGGAAGACAGUCGUGGAUGGUGGAUGUGGGGAAAUGAAUCCAGUGCAAGAACUACUGGGAUCCGCACAGUAG